UAUAGCGUAGCACGUGUGGUUGUGCUGCAUUUUAAAUAUAGUUUUGCUCGAGUUUUUACGCAUCUUUCAAAAAAAGCAGAAAUUAAUAUGGUUAAAGUACAGAAGCCGCAGCCCAAGUCGCUGAACAAGAGCGCUAGCAUCGAGGGAGUGGUUAAGAAGAAGGGCAAACCGGAAAAGACCAAGAAACUCGCCACAGACGCUACUCUGGAGUUGGCCAGCAACAAAAAGGCAAAGAACGCGGCUCCGGUGAAAAAAGAUGCCAUCAAGAAGGAGACGGAGGUGUCCAAGAAGGGCGCCGAGAAGAAGCAGUCAAAAGCGGCCAAGCGGCCACUAAUUUUGGCUCCUCCUGAGUCGCCGGCUGCUCCCCCACCAGCGGCGAAGAAGUCUAAGGCAAAGUCUGCCGCUUCUGGCGCUUCGGACGGCAAAAAGAUCGAAGCCAAAAAACCUUUGAUUUUGGCUCCUCCAGAAUCCCCUGUGCCACCGAAAAAGCAAGUGAAAAAGACUAAAGCUGCUCCUGUGGAAGCCAAAAAAGAGCAAGCACCAGCAAAGAAGUCUGUGCAAGAUCCCGUACCUUCUAUAAAGAAGGUUCCUGCAGCUAAAAAGUCAGGACAAACUGCUGUACAAACGAAAAAGACUGCGAAACCCGAAAAACCCGGAAAACAAGCAGCACCAGCCAAACCAGCAAAGGCUCAGCCCGCUUCGCAGCUCCAAAAGAAGGCAAAGGCGGUGCAAAAGUUGUCUAAGCCUGCCAAUGCACCCAAAUCCAAGAAGCCCCUCGGCAAGUCCAAGCCUGGUCAGGCCAAAGACAACGCUGUCAACAAAGAGCCUGCCAAGUCUAAAAAACCAGUUGAGCUGACCUUCGAAUUGAAGUCCUUUGACGAGAAGCGGUUCCAUGAGAUCGUCAAUGAAAAUAAUGUGACGAAGGUGUGCGAGGCAUUGAAGUCUGUUGUCUCCAAGGAGGUGGAAAAGAAGAAGAACACCUCGAUCUUCUCUGAUUACCGCUACAUUCUGCAAGUUUGCAGCUACAAGAUCGCCAGCUGCCCAAAGCGCAUGGUCAAGUUGAAUCUGCAGCAUUCGUUGGUGGGCAAGGACGACGAUGUGGCUCUCAUCGUGCCAGAUUUGCAGCGUGGAGCCAAGUUUGACUAUGAUCCCACCAAGCAGCACUACGAGGAUAUGUUGCGAGAGGCCGGUGUAAAACAGCGCCUAACUAUCGUUCCAUUCAACCAGCUGCGCAACGAGAUGGGUUCCUUCGAGGCCAAGCGAAAGUUCCUCAACAGCUACGACUACCUGUUGUGCGACGGUCGGCUGUCAGGACAGGCUACUGCCUUUUUGGGCAAGAACACCCAGAAGCCCCGCAAUGUGCUCCACUCACUGCGUCUGAGCAAGGACAACGAUAAGCUGCCACAGGAGGUGACACGUGCCCUCACCCGCACUGCAUUCAGGCAGUUGUCCAAGGGCGAUCUAACUGCCGUUCCGGUGGGCAACCACGAGAUGACCGCCAAGCAGUUGGCUGAGAACAUUCUGCUGGUGAUCAAGCAGCUCCAGGAAGUCUAUCCGGGUGGACUGGCCAACAUUCGUUCGUUGUACCUAAAGAUUGAUAUUACGGGCACCAGUGCACUGCCACUAUAUGUCAGCAUGUGCGCACCACCUGAGGAUGUACCAUAUGUUGUGGGUCCUCGCGAGCAGCGCAUGCUCAAGCUUAAGAAGCAGGCCAAUGAGGUGCUGUCCAAAUUUGCCAUGACCAAGGAUGCGGAGUUCAUUAAGCUCACUAGCGACCAGGUCAAGCGCAAGGCCCAGUUGCGCAAGGAGAAGGCAGCAUUGCUGGCAGCUGAUGCCGCUCCAAAGGACAAUGAUGGCGAGGACACAGCAGUGCCCACGAAAAAAGCUCGCAAAGAUUCGGGCAGCGAAGGCGCAAAGGCCGAAUCCGAAUCCGAUGAGGAGGAGGAAGUUCAGGAGGCAGAGGACAGUGCCGGCGAAAGUGGCGAUGAGGAUGAGGAGGGAGAUGAUGGCGAUGAUACUGAUGAAGAUGACGAUGACGAUAAUGAAGAUGGUGAUGAUGACGAUGAGGACGAGGACGACGAUGAAGAAGACGACGACGAAGAGGAAGACUAUGAUGAUGAUGACGAUGAAGAGUAAUAUGCCAGUCUCAUUGCUCUUCGUUAAUUAUAGGGUAUUUCUAUAUAUGCAAACGAAUCUUGCUAUAAUUCCGUUUGCAAUUUUUACAACAGUUUUAAGUAAUAAACGAAUGUUUUAAGUAUGGAA
This is a messenger RNA of Drosophila sechellia, 2262 nucleotides long. Its product is annotated as ribosomal L1 domain-containing protein CG13096. Lineage: Eukaryota; Metazoa; Arthropoda; Insecta; Diptera; Drosophilidae. The transcript is spliced from 2 exons. The record is from RefSeq and is a predicted model, not a curated record. The coding region runs from base 88 to 2136 and encodes 682 amino acids.